Mytilus californianus (California mussel) is the source of this 2798-nucleotide messenger RNA. RefSeq lists its product as uncharacterized. The transcript is spliced from 6 exons. Lineage: Eukaryota; Metazoa; Mollusca; Bivalvia; Mytilida; Mytilidae. The record is from RefSeq and is a predicted model, not a curated record. Bases 106 to 879 code for a protein of 257 amino acids.
AAUUUUGAUGCAGACAGUAGUAUUUUCAACGAGCUAAAUACAACAAACGUAAGCUCGUAUGUUUGUGCGUCGUAUUGCAAGGAUGACCAGUACAAAUACUUGGGCAUGACGAUGACACAGUGCUAUUGUUUACUAAAUGACGACGAAGCUACUAAUUACCAAGCAUAUGGUCAAUGUAAUGAGACGUGUCCUGGAAACCAAGCAGAAACGUGUGGCAGUAACAACAAUAUCAUUUUAUACAGAAAAGUUGACAAGUUGAAGGACAAUCCAAGCAGUGAUGACAUUUUUCGUCAGACUUUCCAAUAUGGCCCUUAUGGAGUUAGAAUCCAACAAAAAAAGAAAGAUAGCGAGAUAUUUUUCUUCUGUGAAUAUGGGGUUUCCUUCGCAGACGUUACAACAAUCAGUGCUUUAGAAAAUACUUUGAUUUCUGAAAAUGAAUCUUGGAAUGGGCUUGAAAUUGGAGUUGGUGUAGGAGUAACAAUAAUACUUGUCAUUGGUAUUGUAGUAUGUGUGUACUGCCAAUUAAGACAUAAGAAGAGUGUUGAUGUAAAACAGAAAAAUUAUGAGAACCCCCGUACUGGUGACGCUCCAGUUGUUACUGCUUAUGAAAUACCAUGGUCAGAACAAGAAGAUUUAAAUCCCCCGUGGUCAGAAGACAACAGUGUUGACCAUAAUAUUUACGACCAUGCUUCUCACAAGGUACACCGAGAAAACAACGAUUUCAUGGUAUACGAUAUGGCAGACAAAAUAAAUGAUGAAUACAGUAUUACUGUCUUUAGAAAACAACAAGUUGAUCCUGGAUGUCAACAAAGCCAGAGUAACGAGUAUCAACUUGAUGAUUAUGACACCUGCGCAAGUGUAGAAAUAGAAAUACAAUAGUCAAAUUACAUUUUUCAUUAUUGAAACGAUUAUCUUAAUGAAAACCUUAUUUUUUCUAUAAUGCAAAUUGGUGGAAGAUAUUUGAUCGAAAAAUAUCGGACGUUUAAUCGCCAAGGUAUAACCAUUUGAUAGCGCCCGAUUCUUAACCAACAUUAGCGAUAGCUAAAAUUAUCUAUAUAAAAAUAAGGAGAUGAGGUAUGAUUGCCAAUAAUCAACUAUCCACCAAAGUUCAAAUAAAGUGGAUGUAAGCAAAUAUAGGCUACCGUACGGCCUUCAACAAUGAAAAAACCCAUACCGUAUAGUCUGCUAUAAAAGGCCCCGACAUGAAAAAUAUGAAAUAAUUCAGUUGAGAAAACUAACGGCCUAAUUUAUAACAGAACAAUUAACGAAAAACAAAUAUGACAGACGUCAACCAACGACAACCAUGCACUGAACUACAGGCUCCUGACUUGGGAAGCACAUAUAAAUGUGGCGGGGUUAAAUAUGUUUGUGAGCUCUAAACCCUCCCCUAACCUGGGACAGUGGUGUAACAGCACAACGUAAGAACAAACUAUAACAAUCAAUCAGUUGAAAAAGGCUUAACUCGUUAGAUCGAUACAAAGCAGAACAAUAUCAAACAUAACACAGACUGGACGUGACAGGGUAUAUAUCCAUCCCUCAUCCCUAACAACAAAAAGGACACUAAGUACAGAUCUGAGAGUACUCGCAGUUACUGACAGCUAGUUCAAAGCCAAUAACAGCUAAAAAAAAUCAUGUAUUUAAGACUAAAAUAUCAAUCAGUACACAUCCAACAUCCAAUGGAUUUAGUGUAAAGACGUCAUUAACAGUCAGAGAAAAACAUGACCUUGUGCAGUGCCAAAAUAAAGGUGUCGACAGAUUGUAGUACCGUUAAAGUGCAUAUGUGUCUAACAAAACUAUUUAGUAUGAUUUUUAUUAACUGAUAACAAAAUCAAUAUUUAUACCAAUAAAACAAUAUUCAAAGAUCUAAUUACAGUGUUGAAUUGGUAACCUUUAAGCAUAAGUUUAUUUAAAGGAUUGAUAAGUUUACCCGGAUCGUAUAUAAAUUUCCGGGCUCGGUAAACAACACCGUAAAAUUUAGGAUGUGGUAUUCGGAAUUUAGACGAGUCUUUACUGAGUUUGGCCAUAAACUGUGAUUCAUAACAGUACAGGAAAAAGUCUGCUAUUAAAGGGGCACAAUUGGUGCCCAUAGUAAUACCUACAAUCUGUUGAUAAACUUUAUUGCCGAAACGUACAUAAAUGUUGUCAAGGAAAAAAAAAUUAUGGCUGUAAUCAUCUCAUCACACCUGCAGUAGGUAUAUCUAGCAUAUUUACCUUUCUCGUUUGAGAAAAAGGCUUUAUAUGAGUUGCAGCAAAUAAAUUUGCCAUUAGAUUUAUCGAACGACCAUUUAAUUAAAUAGGAAAAAUUUUGUUUGAUAAGAUUAUGUGGAAGUGUUGUGUAAAGAGUGGAAAAGUCAAAUUUGUCAACCGAAUCAAUAGGACAAUGAAAAGCACGUAAUUUAUCUAAAACAUCCAAAGAAUUUUUUACAUUCCAAAAAUGGUUAAUUCCACUAUUUUCAUAUGUUUUAUUACAAAAAUUAAUGAACAGUUCUUUGAUAGUAGUUAAGGAACUCGUUAAAAGCACUGAAAUUCUAAUAGUAGAACAUUUACUAGAGGCCGAGAUGAAACGAUAUUUUACGUUUUUUUUGUGUAGUUAAGGUAAAAAAUACAUAGUGGGGACCUUCAAAUGUUCAGAAGAGGCCUUAAGCUGAGCUGUGGUUGUGACAUGAUUAUUUACUAUAUGACUCUCUGUGGAGCGUACAGCCUUGAAUGUAGUUGAAUGUGUAAUUUCAUUCUUAAGGACUUUCGUGUAGUAUUUACGUCAUACCACCACCACAUUGUUGGCUGCUUUGUCGACCGGU